This is a messenger RNA of Thelazia callipaeda (thelaziosis nematode), 1560 nucleotides long. Lineage: Eukaryota; Metazoa; Nematoda; Chromadorea; Rhabditida; Thelaziidae. The record is from the annotation of a GenBank genome assembly.
AUGAGUACAUUAGAUUGGAAUCAUAACUGGAAUGAUGGAUUAACACAGAGUGCAGUUGCUACGACAAGUUCUAAUGUAUCUGAAAACUAUGGUUGUCCUUGUAAUGGACCAAAAUUGAGUGCUCAGGAUAAAAAAAGUGUUAUUGGAGGAGGGCAAGAACAAGGAAUAACCAAUUUAGAAAGACAUAACUGUAAGAAGUUAGGCACCGGACUUCGAAGUUUUGAGUCCAAUGCUCGUAAAAAAGGCAUCAAUAAUCCUUUGAGCAUUUCUGCGAUACGUAAAAUUAAGAAAACAAAUAAGUUGUUCAGUUCUUUGGAUAAAACUUGUAGCAGUGAUAUGAAGGAUCCUGUCAGAACGAUCGUACAGAGGACUCUUCCACAGAAAGCGCAUCAAUUUCAGCUAGUGUUACCCGACCAUGCAACAUCUGAAGUAUCAGAGACAAUGAAUUAUAUAGAUCAUCGCAAUAUAAAACAAAAUUUGCCGUUAAAUCAAAAUUCGGCUAGUUUUAAAUGCAUCAGGAAGUCAAGUUCUCGAAGUUCCUUUUCAAGAAGUUUGAGUGAGAGAGAAGCUGACGGUGAAAGUUUCAACGUAGAUGUUGAAUCAGACGACAAAAUGAACGUGGAAAAGAAAGUGGUGCUAAUAGGAAAGGCAGUUUCCAUGAUACCGUCUACCUUUGCCAAAAAAAAUUCAAACGUUGAAAAAAUUGAGACUCGAAAUAAAUUAUCACGGUCUACAACAAUGCGAAAUCGCAGUUUCGAUUGGGAAAAAUUGGCAAUGAAAACCAAACCCUCAUUUAUGAAGCAUCGAAGUCAAAAAAUGCUGAAAAAUCGUUUGGAAAGAUAUUGUGUUUCAUCACCGGAAUCUUAUACGAACAACAUUCAGAAGACUGAUACAAUUAAAAAAAUUGACAGAACUACAGAUUUUGCUUUUCGAACUGCAUUACCGAAUUUUAAUCAAGAUUGUACUACUGUUGACGACUCAAGUAAUAUUCAUGCAGAGCAGGCUACAGAAAGAAGAAUUUCGUUGGAUGAUAGAGAAGGGAAAGAGACAGCAACUGGAAAAAUUAAUAAGGAAGAUUCUAUAGAAGUUCAUACUUCUCCGCUUUGUGUAAUCGGUGAAAACACUGAUGGAUUUAAACGUAUUAGAAAUGAUGAAUUCGUUAACGACACCAAAGACAAAAAAGAAAGACCAGUGAACCAAACAGUAGAUUUUUCAGUGGAAACGACUUUUUUGCUUACAGCAGGAGGUUCUCAAAACAUUAAGGUUGGUGCUAUGAUUGAUCAUAAUCCAAAACGGAUAUUGCAGAAUUCAAAUGAAUUUAUUAAUGGCAGUAAAGAAGAGAUUGACCAUGCAACUUUGACAACUGAUAAUGCUAAGCUUAAAGAAAUGUGGGCACUUGUUGCGGAAGAAACUUUGCUGGCAAAUAAUUUGAAUAACCUAGAUACAAAAAUCAGUAAAACUAAGGAAAAUUUAUCCACGCUUAUUCAGAAAUCAAAUCAGAUUAUGACAAGAUUAAAUGAAUUGCGAAUACGUAAAUGCCGUCUGUUAAGCAGACCAUAG